Halichondria panicea is the source of this 3516-nucleotide messenger RNA. Its product is annotated as SH3 and PX domain-containing protein 2A-like. Bases 103 to 3429 code for a protein of 1108 amino acids. The transcript has 11 exons. The record is from RefSeq and is a predicted model, not a curated record. Gene Ontology annotation, molecular function: protein binding; phosphatidylinositol binding. Gene Ontology annotation, cellular component: cytoplasm. Lineage: Eukaryota; Metazoa; Porifera; Demospongiae; Suberitida; Halichondriidae.
AUUUGGGGGAGUGGUCCAAGAUCUCAUUAAUGUGCUUGUUGAUCAACAGAGCUAGAGCUCGCUAGCUAGCUAGCUUAGAGAUAUAUAUCGAUAGGUGCAGUGAUGGGCAAGAACACAGUGUUAGAAGUGAAGGUGGUUAAUAUGGAGAAGAGGAAGUCCCCGGUCAAGUAUUACGUGUACAUUCUGGAGGUGAGCUGGUCAGAAGGCACUACCACCACCAUAUACAGACGAUAUAGCGACUUCUUUGAGUUCCAAUGUGAGCUUCUUGAGCGGUUCCCCGAAGAGGCCGGGUCCAGAGACCCAGCCAUGAGGAUGAUCCCUUUCUUACCAGGCAAGAAGCUACUGGGUCGCAGUCAAACUAGAGCAGUUGCAGAGAAAAGAAGAGAAAAACUGAAUGAUUAUUGCAGGUCACUGAUCCGGUUGCCUCCCACGAUAUCUGAUGAUCCGUUUGUCAUUGAUUUCUUUAAUGUUCGUCCAGAAGACCUUGCUCCUUCUGAUGAGAAGUCCUCCUCUAGCAAGAAAGGAGCAGAGGAGCCUAUCCAGGAGAUCAGUGGCCCUCUUGUGCUUGAGAGGUUUGUGGCAAUGGCCGACUACGAGAAACGGAAGAAGAACGAAUGCUCACUAGAGGCUGGGCAGACGGUUGAGGUCAUAGACAAGAAUGCCAACGGGUGGUGGUUUGUGAAUGUGGAUGACUUCAACGAGGGAUGGGUGCCAGCCACGUUCCUGGAGCCGAUAUACGGGGGAGAUGAGGUUGGCUCUCAGUUGUUGGAGCCAGGGCAAGAGGAGGUACACAUUGCUAUGUCUGCUUACUCCCCCCAAAACGAGGAUGAGAUUGCCUUUGAGAAAGGUGUCUUGUUGGAGGUUUUUGAGAAGAACCUGGACGGAUGGUGGAAGGUCAGGUACCAGGGACAAGAGGGGUUUGCCCCGGCUGCUUUCCUGCAGCGUUACCACGGAGCUGUGAUAAACACGGAGGUUACAACAGGUGCUCAAGUCGUGUCUACUAUCAACGAUGCCAUCUCCUCCAACGGUGCUAAGUCAGCAAGUUGGAAACCUGCUGAGUCAGCACGUGUCCCAACUCCAAAAUCUUCAACUUGGAAAAAUUCCGAGCCAACAAGUCCAAAACUUGACGAAUCAGCAAGUUGGAAACCACCAGAAGCAUCACGUGUCCCAAGUCCUAAGUUACCGACCAAACCUAAACCUUUUGAGUCUACAAGUAAACCAUUUGAUGCUCCACGCUUGACCAGCCCGACCAGCCCAAAGAACCCAGAGCCGGCAGCUGUGACAAGUCCAAAGCCAGUCAGCCCAAAACUUGAAGUGCAGAAAUUCGCCCCAACUUGGCACUCCGUGCAACAUCACCACAUUGAUAAAGAACCAAUCUAUGCUCCUACUCCAAGAAUCUUUCCAGGGAAAAAGAAAAAGCCUCCGCCCCCUGUUCUGAAACCAAAGCCCUCUACGACCUCCCCCACGACAUCCCCUGUAGACGACUCCUCUCAAUACGACCUACCACAGCCAGUGUACGAAUGUAUUGACCAACCAAAAGAGCAGAUUUACCUUACCAUUGGAGACUUUAAACCAACUAAUAUGCAGGACGGACUUUCCUUCACUUCUGGUGUCCUUGUGAGUGUCAUCACUAAGAAUGCAACUGGAUGGUGGUUUGUAGACAUGGACGGUGUCGAGGGUUGGGUGCCCUCUUCGUAUCUCGAAUCAACGACUUCCAACAAAAUACAAAGUCCUGUUUCAAAUGAACCUGCACCUCCCUUACCAGUUCGCAACUCCCCUAUUGUCCCACUACCAAAAAAGGAAUCACUGAAACCUUUUGAGAAACCAACGAGGCCCGCUUUAUCGCCAGCUCCAAAGAAAAAGACUCUGUCUAAGACUGACAACACUUCUGCCACUCGAGUUAAGACUGUUGCUCUUGGUACUAGCAGCAACAGAACUAUGAGAUCACUACGGCGAUCACAAAGUACUGAAUCAUUGGAUAGAGACACACAGCCAAAACCAGUUGUCAGACGAACAAAAUCUCCACCUGCUAUACAUCUUGCUACCACUAGUAAUGGUUGGAAACCGAAGCCAGUUCCUGUCAAGCCAUUAAAAAGUCCUCUACCGGUAGUGAGGAAUAUGGAAAUUAAAAAACCAGUAAGUAAAACAAUGUCUCCAAGAACUGCUCGUUUAUCGAAAGGGCAAAUUUCUGACCCACUUCUUCACAAAUCUCCACCAGCUGCCAAUCGACACACCUCCGUAUCCAAGACAGCUGCCAAUCGACACACCUCCGUAUCCAAGACUAUCAGCCUACAGUCAAUGAAUUCUAAGGGCCUUGCUUCUAAAAGUGGUACAAUGCACACUUCAAGAUCAGUGAACUCUUUAUUGGCUCCUGAGGACAAUUCUCGAUCUACAUCCAUUGGGACACGCCCUGCAAAACCAGCCCCUCCAACAGCCUCUCCGGCAAACAUUCGAAAAAAUAUCAGCUAUGACGUACAUCGAGGUCCACCGAAAAAGAUCGGUACUGAAACAAUAAAGAAUCCUGGUGCUUUAAGGAGGAUAUCUGAGACUGCCAAACACCCCCAAAGAGGGGGGAAUACUGUUAGUCGACCACCAAAUGUCCGUAGAGGUGGCAGUGAAGAGUCGACUGACACAGGACCACACCAUCUGUCUGAACUCGAGAGUAAAAUUCGUCUGCGACCAAAAACAACAGAUAACGACAAGCCAAAGAAACCAGGACCCCCACAACGACCUAAAGCCCCGCCUUCCAGACCAAAGGAGCCCCCUAAACGUCCAGGUCCUCCAAAAUCUGGUCCAGCUGGUGUUAAACGACCUCCUCCCCCUAAACCUUUUGUAGCUCCCUCAGUGAAGAAGGCGACCAAGGCAUACGUUGUUGUUGGUGACUAUACUGGAGAAAAGGAUAGCUGUUUGACGCUCAGUGAAGGGGACUGGGUGGAAGUAAUUGAACGAAACGAUGACGGGUGGUGGUUUGUAGAGAUUGAUGGCAGUCAGGGGUGGGCCCCCUCGUCUUUCCUUGAAGAGAAACAGAAGCCAGCAGUCGAUACUAAACCUUCUAGACCAUCUCGUCCUAAGAUGCCUGUCCCGUACAAACCAGAGGCUCGUAACGUACCCACUAUUCCUUCUAGACCACGUCCACCUCCUACCAAGACACCUUCCGAUGAACAAGCUCCAUCAGACAGUACUCCUGAUAAUAAUACAGUUACCACUCCCAGACCAAAGCCGAGAACAAGAGUACACAAGAGCUCAGCGACAAAUGGUUUUGCUCGAGCAACGUCAGCGUACACAGUGCCUGCAUACGAGGACAAUGGCAUGGAGUUAGUACAGGGUCGACUGUACGAAGUAAAGGAGAGACGGGAUACUGGGUGGUGGUUAGUGAGGGAUGGUGAUUCCGAGGGUUGGGCUCCAGCUUCACACCUGGAGGCGAUCUAGAAUUAUGCCAUAUGUGUACUAUAUUAUGUGUACUAUACUGUUUGUUUCUUGAUUUUGAUUUUAUGCUUGAUGUGCCCCAUUACUACA